Molecule: messenger RNA, 10263 nt
Organism: Cercopithifilaria johnstoni
Lineage: Eukaryota; Metazoa; Nematoda; Chromadorea; Rhabditida; Onchocercidae
Source: the annotation of a GenBank genome assembly
GAUGCUGGUGAAGAAUCUCAGGAAAACAGUAAUCAAAGAAAUGAAAUACAUUCUCAAAUUCCGUCUCUAGUACCCACGAUUUCGUCUGAUAUUUUCAAAUUGCCAUCACAAAAAAUCUUAUUGAUGGAAAGGAUUUCUUUUGGAUCCAGAAAAUUUGUCAUAUUGGAUUUUGGAAUGCCUAUUCUUCUAACAGAUUUAUUCAUUCCAUCAGUAGCGGAAUUAGCAGCAAUUUCUAUAGACGUAUGGCUCCUAGGUGAAAAUGUUGAUGGGCAACGACUACUGAUGACAACGGAUAUAUGUCGCAAAAGUAUCGCUGUACAAGAUCUGCAACCUUUUAUGCGAAUAAGAUUUGUAAAGAUAACGUAUGUUGGACGGCAACUUUAUAGUGCAGCCUGUAAAAUUCCACUAGGACUCUUUUUUGGACAUCGUUACUUCUCAUCAUGGCAAAUUUAUUCAUAUCCAUUUAUACAAAAAGAAUAUCUUGCUAACUGUAUGCCAUCCAAUCAACAAAAGAAGAUCGUUGUUGCCUUAAAUAAUUUGCGUCAGCUCUGUGAAGAUUUACGAUGCAGGCAUCAGCUUGUGAGUGCAGAACUGCAUCGUUUGGUGGAUGAAUCUGCUUCUGAAGAAGAAGUAAAACAAGUUUACCGUGAAUGCAUCCAACUGAGUCUGCGGUGGAAUAUUGUAGUGGGUGUGGUGCGCCGAUUGGAGUUAGAUUACUUGUCAUCAUAUGAUUGUGAUCAGAAUUUGGAGAAAGCUCUAUGCGGAAGCUGGAGUGACUGCUGUCCAGAUCAAUUGCAAAUUAUUGCAGUCGAGCUCUUUGCUUUGGUCACUCGAGCAACUCAUUUGAUUGAUGUUCGGACCGUUGCAAUGGAAACAUUUACCAAUGAUAGCAAGGCUGCUAUUCAGGUUAUUAGCAUUAUUGGUGUGCUCAAUUUAAUUCCUUAUUUGCAGACCUGCUAUCCAAGUGAAGCAAAAUAUGCUCGAAUAAAAUGUAAGGAGACGUUGGAAGUAAAUUUGUCACUUCCAUCAACUGACGAGAUUGUUUUGCAACCGAAGUUCGGUCUCGAUGAUGCUGUUACUCUCUUCGUUUUGUUUUGUGUUCCAGCCGUACCGAGAUUACAGGUGGGAUGUAUCACUUGGCUAUUUCACCACGGAUCCGAAAGUGAGUGGUGGCCAUUGUUCUUUCCUCGUGUUCUAAAGGAAAUUUUUUCCGCGCAGCUCAAAAAGCAUGAUCGCAAGAUCUUUUUACAACUGUCAUUUUUGUGCAAUCAUUCAGUGAAAUCUAGCUCAAAACAGUCUGCUAUUAUCCUCGAACUUUUCAAUCUCAUCAAAGAAAUAGCUGUGGGUGCUCUGGAUAAUGAUACAACCGAUUAUCAUUGUCAGAAUAAUUUGGAUGUCACCUUACUUUGUUGGUCUCUGAUGCUUCUUUCGAGCGCUUUUGAUGUCAUUGCUUACAACAAAAAGAACAACCGUUGGGCAUUCAUUGGAGGUGAGUAUUCGCGAGUAAUGACAUCAAACGAAAAGGAUGAUUCUAUGUCUAGAUGGCACAAGAAGAAGUUGAAGUUCGGGAAUAGUGACGAGAAAACCACAGAGUCCUUAAAAAACAUUAGCUCUGCUACUUUGAAAACUCAACUCGAGACAUUGUGGGAGAAGCACUUAAAGGUGAUGGAAGCAAUGAAAGCAAAUAUGAAGAUAUCUAAGACAUUAAAUGCCAAAAUGCAAAAGAAAGUUGAAUUGGAGAAGAAAAUCCGUGGUUUAUCCCCACCUAGUAAAAUGGGUCAUUCGGUUUUCGCUGAAACGGAUUUCCCAACAGAAUUGACAGAAGAGCUGCAUGCGACUUUGUUGCCAUUCCUCGGUGAACAACAAAUGGAAGAAAUUUUGGCAAAAAAGUAUGUUCAUCAACAAAAUUCAGAUUUGAAGACAUCGGCUGAUUCUUCUGAAUCAGCUUUGAAAAAGGCAAUAUCCAUGGCAAGCAAAAGUAAUUCGCGACCUCGCUACAGACAAUAUAAUAUUCGCUUGAAACUUCCUCGCGAACCAUGUGUUGAUGUUGCUCGAAAAUUAAUCACUUUGCUCUGUGAUUUUGAAAAGCAACUUCCAAUAUUAGCGAAAUUGAUAAUAUGUAAAGUUGUUGCACGGAUAUGCAUUAGCGCGUCUCAUCAUACCAUUCCUUUGAUUUGCGUUUUGGAAGAUCCAAUUGAUAAACUGAUAAGAAUUGGAUUGGAGGAGCAAGGGACUGGUUUGCUGAAAUAUGCAGUCUUACACUUAAUUUUAGAUGUUAUUGAAGCAGAAUCACGUGCCGUCCCUAAAUUAAAUGUAUCUUCCAAAAAUCAAAUUUUCACGAAGACUAAAGAUUCAAAGACAUCUGAAAUAUCAGAGGAGCUUGAUUUGCUUUGCAUGCGUCAUACGGGAUGUCAUUUUGCUGAUAUCAUUCUUCGUGCAAAAUCCGAGAAUGAAGCAGUGGAGGACGUGAAAGAACGAAAAUCAACUGGCAUUACGGCGGCUGUAUGUUGCCUUCCGGAAGCUUUUUGCGGAGCAAAAACUUCUCGAUCCUUUAGCAUUGCGAACUAUGAUGAGCAACCCGACUUAGGAUCUGAACUACUGGAAACGCUGAUAUAUCAAAUUUUGGUAAAUACCAGACAAGCAGUGGUACCAGACGGUCCCAGUGGUAAAAUUCGAAGCCAUACUUAUCAGAGGAAAGCUAGGGAAAUGAUCAAAGAAAGGCUUGCAAAAGGUGAACGAUUUUGUUACGUGUUUCGCUGGAUUGAUGAUCUUCUGGAAGCCGAGGAGCAAGCUGCGCGUUCCUGUGACGGUGAUCUAGAAUCAUAUCUGGAAAUAAUGGAAACUCAAAUAUCAUCAAAUACAACAUAUGAAGGAUACACGACUACAUCAAAAUCAGCGUUUAUUGCUUGUUGCAUAUCAGAAUACAUGCGCUAUCUGAAUGUCAAAAGAAGCGAUGAAUCAAUUGAUGGUCUCGUAUCUUCAUCACCGGUAGCUGAACAAGGAUCCAGUUCACCUUCGGCUCCUGAAUCGCCGACGCUACCCACGGCCGAUGUAGAAAUGAAGGAAAGUGAACAUAAAACAGCUCAGAACGAUGAAGAUAUGGAUGUGAUGAAAAAUACAGUUGAUUUUGCAGAUAAUGUUUCUGCAAAAGCUGCAGCGGAUUCUAUCUUUGAAGUUGAACACUUAGAAACACAGGAUUUAUUCAACUUUGUAGUUCGACGUGGAGAAGCUUCCAUGGAAACGGAGCCGUGCUGUUCAGCUUUUUCUGCCUUUUCGGAAAGUAAAGUAAAGAGAGGCAUGGAAAAAUGGGUGCCGGUGAAAUGGAUACCAAAAAUAUCCGUAAAUAGGAAGAUUUAUGUGGAACAUAUAAUGGCUUGCUUUUUAGGUGAAUUACGAUUGGCAAGAAAUGACAUCCUGGUGCAGCCUUGUUCUUUUGUGUAUCCUGAUCAUUUGACACAGCAUUUAGGCUUAAAUCAACAUGUUCAUUGCAUGAAUAUGGAUUUCCUUGCUGACGUUAUCACAAGAUAUUCAGUUCGAGAUUUGAGUAGGUGGAGAGCUUGUUUAUUGUCUCGUCCUCGAUUACCGGAAGAUGAAACGAUGCGUGCGAAACUUGGAGAAACAAUGAAUGCAACUAACUCUGCUCUUGGGCGAUUUAUUCAAUCCAUUUCACCUACUGAUUCUAAUGAAUCCGUGCAACAACUUCUUACCUUUUGCUUGGAUUUUGAAGCUGGUCUCAUUCAUUCAACGAAGAAAUUGCCAGCAGUUGGCAAAUGCAUACUUCCAGCUGAAAAUAUAACUUCCAUUGUGAACUUUGCGGUAGUGUCGAAUUCACUUUCUCAACAUUUAUGGGUGCUUGUGUUACGUAUUUUGGAUCUCAUAGUCAAAAAUGAUUCCAUGGCCUCAGCUCUUCUGAUUGGUUCACCUCUUUUUUGCAAGUUAAUUAAUAAUUUCUUGGUAGAAAGUAUUGCAAGAGUUAACCAAUCGUUAACAACUGGUCCUUCAACGUUGUGUGCCUUCAAGAAUUUUAUUACACGACUUCAUGAAUCGCAUGAUAUAUCUCUUCGUGGUAUUCUUUGUGUCAAAAUUCUCACUGUUCUCAAGGAUAUUUUUUCACAGCAGGUUGAUUUGAUUAAUUUUUCAUAUCCAAUCGAUUGCUUAGUUGAAUUAUUGAAUGUUAUGACAAAUUAUGCAUCAGAUUAUGUCAAUGUGGCACCACAAGAACUUGCUGGGUAUAUAUCGUCAUCAAUUCAUACGGCACGAAAUUUCAUCCAUUAUUACAAGACUUCGGGCACUUACUCGCUAGUUUCUGCUGAUUCAUAUCUUCGACCGAAUAUAUGCUUCCAAGUUACUCAAAAGAUACCGAUCAAUGUGCAGCAUGCAUGCGAGAAUGCAGAUUUUCCUCAUUUUCCAUAUAUGCCAGAACUGUGGGGACAAUACGGCCCACAUUACGCACAGCUACCUGAUUUUGUUGAUCCGAAACGACCACCUACAUCUCGCAGUGAUUCAUUGAGUCGUUUUUCAUUGCCUCCUCGCUGGCAAAAUCAGUCAAAUAUGUUUCGUCAGGUAAUGCUAAAUCAGGUUGUUUGUUACUUGGAUCAUUCAAGCGAAGUGUCAGAUUAUUUAUUGGGCAGUUUCCCAAGUGCAAUCGAGGAACUGUUUGAAAUUGUGGCAACAUGCGAAAGUGCUGUUCCGGAUGUAAAUUUGAUUUCUUUGCAGGACUGGAAUCACAUAACCUUGGGCGAUCACGCCCUGUCAAUGUUACUGAAAGUAUCACAACGAGUAUCACGCGAAACAAAGCGUUUGUUCGAAAUAGCUGUGCAAGUAAUAAAACGCUGUGCUAAUUCAUCUAUUUACUCACUUUCAAAGCCGCUUGCCUUUGCAUUUGUACAAAUGCUGGGACUUAAGCAUAAUCAGAUUUAUUUUGCUGAACUCGGAGGACACUUAAUUGUGGCACGUGAAUUGGAACGUUCUAUAUUGGCUUCAGCAAAUGAUUGGACAGCUCCAAUUUCUGCACCUCUUAUGCGUCAACUUGCUUCACUAUCCGCUCAAGUAGCUGGUAGUAGUGAUUAUGGAUGGCAAACAUCGAAGCUGCAGACUGAUGUACAAGAUGAUGGAUUGUAUAAUUACGCACCACUCUGUACGAUAAGCUCUGAGCAAACACCAAACAUUAGUGGACAAUUGUUAUCCUUGAUUGCGGUUGCUGCACCGCGUCGUACUCGAUCCGCUAAUUGGAGCUAUCAUUUUAAUGAAGGUAGCGGAGAAUGGUUCGAUAUUACCCUAAAUCUUCCAUAUCACAUAGUUUUGCAUGAAGUACAAAUUCGACCUCAUGUUCCUGCCUUAAGCACAUCUCCAUCAGCCGUUCAAGUUGAACUGUGUUCGGAAACAUCCCUUACGCAGUGGUGCAGUCUUGGCGCUCCAUUGAGUACUACUGGAUACAGCAAAAUUCGCAUUUCAACAGACUCAUACAAACUUCCCGUCAUUGCUGUAUGCGUGCGUCUUUAUUUUAAAAAGCCACCAGAUUCAACAAAUUUAUCCCUUUCGCAAAUACUGUUGUUGGGGAUGAACUUCACUACUUCAUUGUCAUAUACAUAUCCAAAAAAUACAGACUUCGUACAGUGGCUUUCCAUCAUGGUACAACUAUGUCAUCUUGAGAAAUAUUGUAUUUGGCAAUAUGCUCCGGAACUUCCACGUGCUGUCGUAGCGCUCUUUUUGGGUCGACCGUUAUCCAGCCUAGUUUACCACCGCAUUUCAGAACUCUUUUGUCAGAUUGAUCACGAACGGGCAAAGCCGUAUUCAAUCGUUGAAUUGAUUUUUCAAUACAUAGAGCAAGGGAAUACUGUUACCAGCGAAUCCUUAGAAUGGCUUCCAAACCUGCUUUUUACGUUAUGUGCGCGAAAUUCAUCACCGAUAAGCGAUGGCACUGUCAGAGUACAAAAUAAGCAUCGAAUCUGUGUCGUAAAGCAGUAUCAAGUUCUUCUUGGUGUUACUUCUGUUAUCACUUCGCAAAAUUAUAAAAAGCCACUCCGGGAUGUUGCUGCAGUUUUGAUUUGGACUGCCUCUUGUAUUUUAUGGCAUAAUAUCAAUGUGGAAGAGCGACGUUUUGAUACGUUAGCACUGUGCAUGGAUUUAACGCCACAGCUACUUCCGUUCCUGUGUGAAAUGGCAGUGGAUGUAAGUGAGCAGUGCAAUGAUACGUUUGCAAAAUCGGCAUCUUGGUUGUUGUGCUCUUUGAUGCGUGGUGCACCACAUUUUCUGCGUAAUGCAUUGAAAGAGAUCGGAUUAUUAGAUAUGAACGAUAAGCCGAAAAGAGAAGGUGUUACCCAGAAUGCAUUUACCGUCGUGCAACGAAUGUGUCAGUCAAGGACGAGCAUAUCACAGCUUCACUCCUUUGGUCUCCUACAAUAUUGGAUCGAAUUGGUUAUUAGUUAUUGCGAAGAAACAAGCAUGGAGCAUAUGUCAAUGUUAGUUAGCAUAGUUCGGUGCUUAGCAUCGCUAUGUUGCAUCGAGGAUGUUGUCAAAUUCUUGGAUUUCAUAGGUGGUUCACGUUUUUUUAACUCUCUUAUAAAAUGUGUCGUUCGAUGUGCUGCUUCACCUGGAGAUAUGACUCGUACAUCCGGUAAACAAAGCAUCAAAUUAGAGGACGCUACUGUCAGUUUGCUUUCACAAUGUGUUACUGUUGGUGGCUCACAUCGUCAGCGCAUAGCUCACGUUUUAUGUUCCUUGUUAAAAAGUACCGGUAGCUUCAAUGGUGCAAUUCAACAAAUGGUAUUGAAAUGUAUUUUCGACGAUGAGAUGAUUCCUGUGAAAGCAAUCGAUGAAGAUACUUCAAUUUGUUUCCUGUCAUUUGACAUUCCAAAUCGUAUUUUGCAUCCAUUCUUUGGCUGUACGCGGAGGGAACGUUUCUUGAAAGUAUCUUUAUAUACCUCCAUGGAUGAGGUUUGUGCUCUGUGUGAGCAUAAAAACACAAGUGAUUUUCGGCAGCUCGCAAAAAUUGCUGCACCACUAGAUGAACUGCAUCACUUCUCAUCUGUUGUUAACAGUCAAGAUCUGACGACAGCUUUUCCUCCUUUCAAUUCUUCACGUCUAAUGGUUCGAAGUUGUAAUGGUUUAGCCGAAAUGAUGGGUGAUUGGAAGAUUGGGCAGUUACUCGGAGAUUUAUUUAUUUCCGGACGUUUAACGUCUUCGGCCUGGAAGCAAAAAAUAGCCGGUGGCGAUACAGCAAAAAAAGCAGUUGAAGAUAGCGCUGAUGGCUAUUACACCGUUGCUCUUUCGUUUAUUCAACGCUCAGGUUUAACAGGAGAUGCUAAUACCGUGCUAUGUCAUAAGUCAGAUGUAACGCUCACGGAACAAACAUCAACCUUGCAAUACUUUGCACGUGCUAGUGGUCUUGCACUUUUAGCGCUGCAUUUGCAAGUACAUCAUCCAUCAUUCAACUCUCCUACCGUCAUUUCUUCAUUCAGGGACUCAAAAGUGAAAUCAGCUGAGCAACGAUGGCUAAUAGAUUCAUCAGAAACGGUAGCUAUGAACGAAAUGUUACCAUCCAGUUAUGCCUGUCCAACAUCAAUUUUUUCUUCGCCUGAUCUAUCGGCGGGGGAACCAGUAUACAGUACGUUAUAUGUACCCGUUUUUGGUAGUGAAACCGAUCUGGGUCCAAGCUACGAGGAUUUCGAAUACAUCGAUUCGGCUGCUCCAGGAGAAGUAAAGGGAUGGACAUAUUAUCCAUUAUUCUCUCAAACAGAUAAUUCCGGAACUCAUGCAACGCCUAAAAAACUACAAAAGAUUGGUUCACAGCCGUCGAAUCAAGCUCUGUCGCCACAUGUGGUCGUCUCUUUUAGCUUAUUCUUAAGACUGGAAGGUUAUGCUGAAUUACUGGUAACAUACGAUCGUAAACGUGCGAAAGGCCUUCUGCGACUUGCAAUGGGCGUUAUCACUUCUGAAGCGUCGCUUGUAAGCAAGCCGCAAGUGUUGAAACCAGGUGUAUUUCACAGAGCUACCCAGUCACAAUCCCAAUCGAAGCAGAAGUCGGAAUGCGAAAAUCUUGGUUCAUUGCCUUUUAUUGUUCUAGGAGAAUUAUUCAAUAAAUAUUUACCCUCUACAGCUGCUGGAAAAUCCUUGCGGGAAGCUGCAGUAACCAAUGGCGUUUUAGACGUUUUGUUAGAUUGUUUGGCCCAUUAUACCCAUCAAAAACACAAGGAAAAGUCUAUCCGGCCAUCGUCAUUUCCGCCAGCUCCUGAGACGGCUGUUUUGGUUGAGCGCUUGUUGCGAGGCUCGAUGGAACAGGAACAGUCAUUGAGCGAGGGAACCAACCUUGGCCUCCGCGCAGAAGAACGUAUGAAUAGUUCUGGAAAUGCUGGACCAACAGCAAGUUCUGCUUCGAAUGCUACACAACAACACAGUUUUUGGGCUAAAGGUACUGGUUUUGGCAGUGGAACUACGCAACAACAGUGGAAUGUUGACUUACAUGUCUUAAAGCGAAAACAGGACGAACAAAAUGUAACUCAUCUGUUAAGGGUACUUUCAAGCUUUAUAUAUCCUAAAAUUAACGAGUAUUUGGAAGCGGAAAAGAGUCGAGCAAAUAAUAUCAGUGGAAGUAAUACAGUUGCUCCACUAGCAUCUUUGGAUUCAGAAGAUAUUGAAGCACAUAGCAGAAGCCAGAGUAUAUCACCAAUGUCUAUGUCAGAUUCAUUGAUGCCAGGACCUUCAUCGGGAUAUGAAUCACUUAAUUCAGCUAUUUCAUCAACUGUGAAAUGGUCCUUGAGCUCAGUUGUAAUUAAAAUGCUCUCUCGUUCCUGUUUAUUACCAGCUAUUUGGGCGUACCUUAGAAAUGAUUCCGUCUUGGAUAUAUCUCAGCACGUAGAAUUGUAUGAAUCAGUUAUGCACAUAGUAGCAGCAUUGGCACUGAGUCCAAAGUCAACAGGUGGAAACAAAGAAGAUGAGAUUACUGCAUUGCUUUCUGAACCAGAAUCAGGGUGCUCAAUGAACGCAAUGCUAAAGAAGCUGUUCGACUGUGUUUCUGCGUAUCUUACUAGGCUUGCUGUUGAAUCAAACGAAACUAGAUUGCAAAAUCUAAAUAUUCAGCAAACUGCUGAAAGCAAUGAAGAAUCAACGCAAACCCGCGAAGAAGGUCUCAUGCGACUUGCACCACUGAUCACCACAGUUUAUGUGGUUCUUUCGAAGCGAGUGAAAGAAUUACCUGUGAAGUCAUUGAAUAUUGAAAAGGAUGCAGUUACUGAAGAAGAAAGAUAUAUGAAAAUUAUGAAGGCUUUGCAGUUUGAUACAAUAUCAUUCUUCGCAGAAGGUUCAUUCAUUCCAUAUCAUUAUGAAAAUUCGCUUUCCUCUGUUGGAACUAGCAGUUCAAUGGGGAAACGUACCAGACGUUUGGCGCAAGAAAUUGUUACAUUGAGUAAUUCACUGCCACUGAGUUUAAGUAGUUCUGUUUUUGUUCGUGCUUGUGAAGAACGACUGGAUGUCAUGAAGGUGUUGAUCACGGGUCCAGCAGAUACUCCGUAUAUGAAUGGAUGUUUUGAAUUUGAUGUUUGGUUUCCAACCGACUAUCCAAAUUCACCUAUGCAUAUAAAUCUUGAAACGACUGGCAAUCAUACUGUUAGAUUCAAUCCUAACUUGUACAAUGAUGGGAAAGUAUGCUUGUCGGUACUAAACACAUGGCAUGGUCGACCUGAGGAACGAUGGAAUCCAGAAACUAGUAGUUUAUUGCAGGUGAUUGUAAGUGUGCAGUCUUUAAUCUUGGUAGCGGAACCGUAUUUUAACGAACCAGGAUACGAAAGAUCAAAAUGUACUCAGGCAGGACAGCAGGCGUCGCGAGAUUAUGAUGCUAAUAUUCGGCAAGCAGUGGUGAAAUGGGCUAUGCUUGAAGUGAUACGGCACCCUCCACCAGCUUUCGCAGAUAUCGUGAAAAAGCAUUUUUGGUUGAAACGGAAGGAAAUAUUAUCACAGAUAUCCAAAUGGAUUUCUGAGAUGGAACAAACAGUGAAACAACAACGUGGAAGUGGGCGGAGCAUUCACAGUCACCUCGCUUCUUUAAAGAGGCAUGCUGCUGCAUUGGAGGAUGAAUAUCGACGGAUGGAAUGUCCUGCAGAUCUUCAAAAUAUAAAUGUCUCACUCGCUCACCAAGCAAGUAUCUCUGAAAACAUACAGGCUGAUCUAACGAUGGGUGAACAACAGCCACAAGGUUCGGAUGAUUCGGCACAGAUACCUCACGACAGUUUGAAGAGCCUCUCAGUGAUGAAGAUUCUCAAACUAUGA